AUGGCUAUCGAGGCACUCGCGGCCGUUGGCGCCGCCGUUCAGAUUCUCAAGACUCUGUACGAGUACUACAACAUUCACAAGCGCAACAAGGCUUUGCUCGACAUACUCGAGAGCUUCAGCGCAAAUGUGGAGAUUGCCUUCGAGCGCUUGAAGGCGAGGGAGGACAUGCUGAGCCUGGGGCAGAACGAUGCUCUCGCCUCAAUCGAGCGCGACUUCACAAACGCCAAGAACUGGCUCGUCGCGAACGACAAGAACCUCCGCAGCGUCUGGACGGCAUUGCAGGCUGCCGACAAGCUGAAGGACCUUGACGACCGCUUGACGAAAGCCUUCGCCUCAAAGAUGUCGAUCGCCAUCUUCACCGCCUUGCAAGACACACGCGCCGGCGUGAUCAAGAUCCAGACAACGCUUGAAGGUCUGCCGACGAAUUUGUCUGAUGUCUGCCGCACCUCGACGAAGGAGGCGAUUCACGAGGCCAUUUCGGAGCUGAAGCAGGAAGCGUACGCUGCGGUUGGCGGGAGCGACGGGCGGGACAGGGGAUUCAGGAAUGGCGAGGCGGAAAAGAUCAUCUCGCAGCUCGUCGACCAGCUCGCCGAGCAGGAGCGGAUCAAGGAGGACGAAGAGCUCCUCUUCGAAGCCGGAUAUGCCCCCCUCGAACCGACAAAGCCCUCGCCAGUACCUUACACCCCCGCUAGCUCCUCCGCCAGUCGACGGUCCUCGCAGUACAUCCCCGCCUCCGUUCCGUCAGAUCUCGACAACCCGUUCGAACCUUCCUCAUCCCGAGCCAGCUCAAUCUCCUCCCGCCGUCCCUACUCCUCUUCCUUACGCUCGUCGACGCUCGUCGAGUCAGACAACGAGAGCCUAGCGACGGUCAGCAGGGCGAAGGGUAAAGAGCCGCUCUACAAGGUCCCGAACGACUUGGUCCUGCUCAGCGCCAAAGAUGCCUCGACCGGCACCGACCUGAUCGACCCGAUCCUAGCGAGCGACGGGAACAUUUACGACCGCUGGAGUCUCGUCGAGUCGUCCACCACCCCGGACGCAUCGCUUCGGAUCGUCGGGAACGUCGUUCAGCUGCGAGACGUCCUCUUUACCUCCUUUCCUGAGCGCCGAGCCAUCUUCGAGCAGCGUCGGCGGGACUUUGAGCGGAAGACGCUCGACUUGUACGCCUCGGCCAGCUACAAUGACCUACCGCGACUGGCACACCACCUCUCACACGUCCUGCUCUUCGAUGCGACUUCCGUCUCACUGCGCGUCAGGCGAGGACUCGUCUACUAUCGCUUGCGGUUCCUCCAGGAGGCGCUUGUCGACCUGAACGAGGGUGUCCAGCGAGCGGAAGAAUCUGGCGAAGCGAGGAUAGACGUCUUGCGUGCGCGAGCGUUGGUGUUGGAGGAGUUGCACGACACCGACGCAUCUCUCCGCGACGUCGAGGCUGUCCUCUCCACCGAGUCAAAUGACGUACUCUGCCUCUCCCUUCGCGCUUCGCUUCGCGGCAACACCGGCGACACCGCCGCCGCUCAAGCAGAUCUCGCCGCGACGAACACCGCCAUCCGCAGCGGCAAAGUCUACCGAAGCAAGCUCGGAGACAGCGACUGCGACCUCGAGUACCUCGCGCGUGGAUGGGCGUACUCUGUGGUGCGCGACUUUGCGGCGGCUGCGGCGGACUUUGGAUUCAGCGCGAAUUUGCGGAACCCACCUGAUCCGUAUGCGACGGCCUGCCAUGCUCUCGCCAAGCUCAAGGACGAAGAAGCGCGAGGCGUCCUGUCGUCCGAGACGAUCGCGACGACUGGUAUCCAGCUCGACGACGCUAUCGAGCGAAUUCGUAAGGUCGCUCUCUCAACAGCCGAAGCCAGCGGCGACAGAAGCUUCACGACCAGCGGCGCGCCGGUCUUUCGCGUGCAGAGAGACGAAGGUCUCCCACCCGCCGUCUUCCCGACUCUCCUUCUUCGCGCCUCCGCUCGAGCAACACAAGGCGAGUUCGAGCUCGCCCUGCACGAUUUUGAGACAGCGAUGCGACUCCGUCCAGCCUGUGUUAGGGACGCGCCGAACUUGCGGUGCGCGCUGGCGGAGUUGCGCGUCAUGUGCGGUGACAGGGAGGGUGCGGAGCGGGAGUUCGACCUGGCGAUGGCAGCAGCGGCGGGUAAAGAGCAGCGAGCGGAUGUGUUAGCGCAGCGGCGGCAGCAUGGACUGUGA
Molecule: messenger RNA, 2187 nt
Organism: Rhodotorula toruloides NP11
Lineage: Eukaryota; Fungi; Basidiomycota; Microbotryomycetes; Sporidiobolales; Sporidiobolaceae
Product: tetratricopeptide repeat containing protein
Exons: 6
Coding region: 1-2187 (728 amino acids)
Biological process (GO): receptor-mediated virion attachment to host cell
Cellular component (GO): cell outer membrane
Molecular function (GO): protein binding
Source: RefSeq, a predicted model, not a curated record